AUGAAUCAUAAUGAUAUUUAUAAACCACCUGAUGGUCGUCUCGGUAUAUCGCUUCACAGUGUAAGUUAUUUAGGAGAUGAUGAUGAAAUUUAUACACAUAAUUAUAUACAUACUGUAUUAUCUGAUGAAAUUGUUGGACUUGAUGGAAAAUUAAAACGUGGUGAUGAACUUUUAGAAGUUAAUAAUAAAAUUUUAUAUAGAAAAGAUGAUACGUAUGUUAUAAAAAUUCUUAAAUCUGUUAAACAUCAAAUAAAACUUGUAUGUGCUCGUCGUAAAAUUCAGCAAUUUAAUGAAAUAAAUCCAAAAACAAAUCCAAAACGUUCUCGUUCAACAUCAUUUGAUAAAACAACUGAAAUUGUUCAUAAAGCUAAAAGUAUGGAAACAUUACAUUUAACAGAUGAUAUUUUAUCUAUUAGUAAAAGAAAAACAACAGCACAAACAACGAAUAAUCAUAAAGUAAGAAUUUUAUAAAUAGAUAUUUAAAUUUUAUGUAAAAUUAUAUAUUUUUAAAGUCGAUGUUUUAUUAUUCGAAUUGAAUAAAUAACAAUCGAGAUAGACUAAACUCAUAUUAUAUUUCCGGUCCUAUUAUACGAGAUUUUUACAAUUUAUCAAAUAAAUACAUAUGUAUUUUUC
Messenger RNA from Rotaria sordida, 633 nucleotides. The record is from the annotation of a GenBank genome assembly. NCBI's taxonomy places the organism in Eukaryota, Metazoa, Rotifera, Eurotatoria, Philodinida, Philodinidae.